Brassica rapa (field mustard) is the source of this 680-nucleotide messenger RNA. RefSeq lists its product as uncharacterized. NCBI's taxonomy places the organism in Eukaryota, Viridiplantae, Streptophyta, Magnoliopsida, Brassicales, Brassicaceae. The record is from RefSeq and is a predicted model, not a curated record.
AAGCCCAAUACAAUAGUGGAUUUAGGGUUUUAUUAGGAAGAGAACUUGUAUUAGAGUUUUCAAGUGGGGGGAGGCGACAAGGUUGUUAAGAUCAAUGGCGAAGUACAAUGAGAUAGCGAAGAAGAAGAGAGAGGCGAAAGCGGAUAGGAAGCGAGCUAUCCACGGCGAUCCACUCACCAAUAAAUUGAAGACCAGAGCUCCCGUUGUCGCCGUCUCCGGUAAACGUCAGAAGAAACUCCUUCGCAAAUGGCGCAGAGAGCAGAAAGAGAUGGUGGAGAAGGGUCUUGUUAGUAUGGAGGAUGUAGAGAUGGCUUCUGCUGAUGCUGGAUCAGAAGACUCCAAGAAACCCACAAGAAAAUUUAGCGUGAAGAAGACAAUAAAGCUCAAUAAACUAAAGAAUAAAGGCAACAAGAAGAAAAGCCAGAAAGCUGGUGGCAAAGAAGUAUCUACUGAUCAGAUGCUGGAAUGAUCAGACUUGGAGUGUUUCAAUAGGAUUUCAUCUUGUUACCUUUUCGAAUCCUAUAGUUUUUCUACUGCUAAGUCUUUUUUUCUAAUUUGUUGUCGUUUACAAAGAUCUCAUUUUGUAUUAUGGCUCGGAUGCUGAUUCGAUUCUUCUGUCAAAGAAGUGUGCAUCAUAUCAAAGUUGCAAUAUCACUAUUUCAGUCUCCGAACCUUCUUUU